Messenger RNA from Zea mays, 1733 nucleotides. RefSeq lists its product as uncharacterized. The record is from RefSeq and is a predicted model, not a curated record. NCBI's taxonomy places the organism in Eukaryota, Viridiplantae, Streptophyta, Magnoliopsida, Poales, Poaceae. The transcript is spliced from 3 exons. The coding region runs from base 667 to 1452 and encodes 261 amino acids.
GCCGCUGGUCCCUAGUCACUACCCCCCGUCCACAUCGCAGGCAGGCCACCACCUCCGUCCUCCUUCCUGCUUGUCUGCCGAUCGCUUGCGGACGCGCCGGUCUUGGGAACAGCGUUCGCGGCGUGGCCUCCUCCAUGCAUGUGAGCAUCCCCUGUCUACGUUUAGACACUCUCGACAGGCAGAUGCAGCGCAUGUUUAGCUUAACCCCUGAUAUCGUCCCGGUGCAAUGCCUGAAGCUCUGCUCUAAACAAAACAGCAGCAGCGGUCCCGGGAGCCAAAAGCUCGGGCCCGGUGCGACUAGCGAGAAUGUGCAGGCACAUGGGGCGCUUCUCGGAAAGCGGCAGGCGCGGCGCGGGCGCCGGAUCCCAUAGAGAAUUCCAGAAUCAUUUGCACCUGGCCAUGGCCUCCACAUGGACAGGACGCACAAGAAUCGGGCGAGCAGUUUUCUGGUAGCUGCGAUGCGACCAACCAGUUGGCCACGGGACCGGGUGUCUACGCUACGCCUGCUUUAAGCCGAACAUGGACUGCGCCUUGCCUUUCUGAGCCGCUGGUGACUCGGCCGGCCCCGCCUGCUGACUCCGCAAAUCCACUGCCUUUGCCAAAGCCGCUCCGCCCCAAAGGGUGUUCCAGUUCCACUUCCACCACCGCGGCCGCCGCGCCCUAUAAAUGGCCGCCAUCGGCAGCUGCACUCCGGUACCAAUCCCCGAUUCCUUACACGCUAAGCCACGCAACGCAACGCAACUAGCCAUGACGAUGAAGUCCAGCAGCGGCGGCGGCCAUGUCAUCGGGGUCCCGGUCACCUCCAAGGCGCACGGGAUAGAGGAGGUGUCCAGGGAUCCGUCCUUCGGCAAGGGCGCCGGCGAUCACCUCGCCGUCUCGUUGACGCACCCCAGCCCUUACGCGUCUUUCGGCUACAAGCACAGCAGCAAAGGCCAGGUGACCCACUGGGUGAGCAAGCUGAGCAGAAGGGCGCAGGGCUUCAGAGAGCAUGUGACCUUGGGGCCGAAGCUGUCGGAGACGGUGAAGGGGAAGCUGAGCCUGGGCGCGCGGAUCCUGCAGGCCGGCGGGGUGGAGCGCGUGUUCCGCCAGGCCUUCUCCGCCGCCGACAAGGGCGAGCGGCUGCUCAAGGCGCUGCAGUGCUACAUCUACACCACGGGCGGGCCCAUCGCCGGCAUGCUCUUCGUCUCCACCAGGAAGGUCGCCUUCCGCAGCGACCGCCCCAUCACCGUCACCUCCCCCGGCGGCGGCGGCGACACGGCGCGGGUCACCUACAAGGUGGCCAUCCCGCUGCGGAGGAUCCGCAGGGUGCGGCCCAGCGAGAACGUCCACAGGCCCGAGGAGAAGUACAUCCACGUCUCCACCGUCGACGGCUUCGAGUUCUGGUUCAUGGGCUUCGUCAGCUACCAGAGGUCGUGCAAGUACAUGCAGCAGGCCGUCUCGGAGAUGCGAUGACCGGUGUCUGUAUCGCUGCCCCCUGUCGGAACGAUGUGAAGUGACUAGGAUGUUAUGGGUCUCGCUUCGCCAUCUUUUGUCGCCAAGCAGCCGUAGCUAAAAAGAUUGCCCUGUCUUUAAUUUUGGAUCGGUGCAAUUGUGUUCCUUCCGCGUACGAAUUUGGACCAGCAUCUCUGUUGUUCCCAAAGUGGUUGCUCUCGAUCUACUAGUACACAUGGACCGAAAAAAUUAACCAUUUGUGCAUCUUUGUUGAAUGCAACAGUUCUAUGUGUUUCUGAUUA